ACGAAACAAGGCUCAUCCUUUUUUUUCUUUUAACUGUGUUGCUCCAAACUUGGUUCAAUUUUCAAGUUUCCCCCAUCUAUAUCACUCCUCUCCGUGGUCCGGUUGCUCAGGUGGUCCGUCAUGACGUCAUCCAUGGGCCCUCCUCCGUCCAGAAACACCGCCGCCGCCGUGGAACCUCCGGCAGUUUCAGAGGGUUCGGCCUCAGACUCCACGUUAAGUGAACGGUGUCCAUCUUCGGAGAACCUAAACCCUAACAUCGAGAAAUCCGAAUUGAGAAACACCGAAACUUCUCAAAAUGAUUCCGGCGAUGAAAGUGCUGUCUCGAGCUCUGGCUCUAAACCCGAGGAAAAUGACGGCGAUGCAGAGAAGAAACAGGAGCCGCGCUCUAAGCCUGAAGUGCCGUAUACAAUUCCUUCCUGGAGUGAACCUCCGUGCCAUAGCUAUUUCCUGGAAGUGCUUAAGGAAGGAUCAAUCAUUGAUCAACUCGACGUAAACAAGAAAGGGGCUUACAUGUUUGGACGUGUGGAUCUUUGUGAUUUUGUCCUUGAGCAUCCUACUAUCUCUAGAUUUCAUGCAGUUUUGCAGUUCAAUAGCAACGGAGAUGCUUAUCUGUAUGAUCUAGGCAGUACACAUGGGACGUUUGUAAACAAACACCAGGUUAAAAAAAGGGCUUAUAUGGAGCUACAUGUUGGUGAUGUAAUCCGAUUUGGCCAGUCUUCCCGGCUGUAUGUUUUCCAAGGACCAAAUGAUUUGAUGCCACCUGAAGGUGACCUGAAGAGUAUAAGACAGGCUAAGAUUCGAGCAGGGAUGCAAGAUAUGGAAGAGUCACUCUUGCGAGCAAAGCUAGAAGCGUCUUGUGCUGAUGGGGUCUCAUGGGGAAUGCGUGAGGAUGCUAUUGAACUAGAUGAGGAUGAAGUUGAAGAGAUGACUUGGCAAACAUACAAGGGCCAACUUACAGAGAAGCAGGAGAAAACACGUGAUAAAGUAAUAAAGAGACUAGAAAAGAUUGCUCAUAUGAAAAAGGAGAUAGAUGCUAUUAGGGCAAAGGACAUUGCUCAAGGUGGACUGACGCAAGGACAACAAACUCAGAUAGCUCGGAAUGAACAGAGGAUGUCACAGAUAUUGGAAGAGCUUGAAAACUUGGAAGAGACUUUAAAUGAAAGUAUCCGAGAGAGUCUUGGUGCACGAACUGGUAGGGUGUCUUGCGGAAAGAAAAAAGGAGUAAAUGAAGAAGAAGAGUAUGUGAGUGAUGAUGAUGAGUUUUACGAUCGGACACAGAAACCCGCCAAGAAAAAGGCGGGUGAAAACCAAUCAUUUGAAACAGCAGAUUCUCUCCUUGAUAAGAAGGAUUCCUUAGUCAGGGAGAUGGAGGACAAAAGAAAGCUGCUAUUUUCUGAAGAUAAUACCAGUAAAGCAAAUGAUAGUCUAGAAUCUGGUGAUGACCUCGAUAUAUACAUGUCAGGGCUUUCAUCUCAAUUAGAUCACGAAAAGAAGGACCGGCUGCACAAUGAACUGUCUGCUCUUCAAUCAGAGCUGGAUAGGAUACUAUACUUGCUCAAGAUUGCUGAUCCAUCUGGUGAAGCUGUCAGAAAGAGGGAAAUGAAAUCUCAGGAGCCAAAGACUGAAUUGUUCAAAGGUAACCCAUCCAAUGUGCGAAGAAGUGAGGAGAAGCCUGGCCCCUCCUCCAAGAAAAAAGGAACUGUUAGUAUUUCUGAAUCCAGCAAAGAGAAUACUAACAAAGAGGGAAAAGAAACAGACGAUAAUAAAUCUAUUGAGUACACUGUUGUUAAGCCCCAGUGGCUUGGAGCUGUUGAGGAAGAGAAAAAGAAAGAACCUGAUGUUGUGGAGUUGCAGCCAGACGUGCAACAAGAAAAUGAUCAAUUUAUUGACUAUAAAGACAGGGAGAGAAUAGUUCAAAACUCGGGUGCAUCGGUGAUUGAAAAUGCAGCUCCAGGUCUUAUAAUAAGGAAGCGGAAACAAGUCAAGCUUGAUGAGGCAGCAUCCAAUGAAGCUGUUCAAGCUGAGAAACCACAAUCUUCUGGAGUUGACAUGGAGGCUGAGGAAGCUGUUGCGUUGUUGUUAAAGCAUUCAAGAGGAUACCAUGCUUUGGAUGAUGAAAACGAGCACACUGGUGACAUGGUCUCUCACGAGAGCUCCGUGGAGAAGAAGAAGAAAAAGACUAAAGCAACCCUCGGUCCUGAUCGGCCACCAUUUUUGGCAAGCGAAGUCAGCUAUGAGACCUGGGUGCCCCCUAAAGGCCAAUGUGGUGAUGGGAGGACUUCGUUGAAUGACCGCUACGGCUAUUGACACAGAAGCCCCUCUUGUGCCUCAGACAGGUAAAUUCUUCCACACCAGUUUGAAACGUGGCCUUUUGACAGCCGUGAGACUUGAAAAGAAAAUCUACUAUCUCAUCAGAUCUUUGUGCAAGGCGUGAGCAAACAUGGCCGGGUUAUCUAUCAAAGUUCCCAUCACUUGAAAACUCAUCAGCCGGCAAGUUCUGUAUUUACUUUCUUCAACGAAAAUUGUAUAGCCUACUACAUUUAUAGAGAUACAGAAUUCGUCACCUUUUUAGAUAAGCAAAUGUGCCUAGAAAUUGUUCAUGCAAAUCUGUUUAGGCU
Messenger RNA from Cuscuta campestris, 2618 nucleotides. Lineage: Eukaryota; Viridiplantae; Streptophyta; Magnoliopsida; Solanales; Convolvulaceae. The record is from the annotation of a GenBank genome assembly.